AUGCAUGAAAAUUGUAUAGAACUUGCUAUAUGUACUAAUGUUUUGCGGUUAGCCUAUCGACUUGGGAGAGAUGAAGAGGUUGUGAGCACCGAGAAUUUUGUUUAUGAAUGUUUAGAUUAUAAGAUGUAUGAUAACUGUUGUUAUUAUUUUGACAGCAUGUUCAUGUUUUAUUUGGCAAGGGCAUUAAAAUUUUCGGAUCAAGCUAUGAAGAGGUUCAGAAAGAAAUUAUUGAAAUGUGUGUUUGAAUGUAGUAAAUCUCAAAUAGAGUAUGUGAUUGAUAUAGCAUGUCGAUUGAUGGUGUAUAAACUUUUAAAUGUUGAAAAUGAAUUUGUAGAGCAUGAAAGGCAAAAAUGA
Molecule: messenger RNA, 354 nt
Organism: Dentiscutata erythropus
Lineage: Eukaryota; Fungi; Glomeromycota; Glomeromycetes; Diversisporales; Gigasporaceae
Source: the annotation of a GenBank genome assembly